GGGUUCCCGGGUCGUUCAUGUAAUGACUACACCCAAUGCAUAAUACACCCAUAAUUAAAUGAUUUACGCCGACCAGUAAAUUAAAAACAUAAGCAAAGGAAAAAAAAUACCCACACAAGGGUGGGGAUUUAUGCAAGAACAGAAAUUGGGGACAGCAAGAGGGUUUAACACUGAACGACAGGAAAAUGAGCAGCGAUACAAAGAAAGCCGGCAAUGGAUCAGGGGCAGGGUCGGGGGGUUUUAGGGCUAAAUUGGAUCACUAUCUUUACAGCGGUGAGAAGAAGCAUGUUGCGGCAGGCAUCGUCAUCAUUGGAGCCCUCUUUGGUGUUCCUUGGUACCUCAUGAAUCGAGGGACAAAGCAUCAAUCUCAUCAAGAUUACUUGGAAAGAGCAGAUAAAGCCAGAAGUGCAAGACUUUCUACUGGUUCAUCCACAAAUAGGUGAAAAAACAAGUGGAAUAUCUUUUCAGCUGCUCACAUUCCAGAAACCUCUUAACGCUGACUGUCUUCCAUCUAUGUAAUGGUUUCUGCUGUUUCCGACAUGAACCAGUCUUGGGCGGAGAAACUCGUUGAGACCUUGUCAUGGUUGAAAGUGAUAUGUUCUAAUGUUAUUUGUACAACAAAACUGCGAGUUUACUAGAGAAUUAGUUGUUAGUGUUAGAUGGUUUUCCAGUUUUGCAUAAUAAAACCUUUCAGACUUGGCCAAUAUGCCUAGAGCCUUAGACAUCCAUCUGACUUUGUACCAUGGUAUUUAUUUAAUUUUCACUUUUUUAAAAACAAAAA
Molecule: messenger RNA, 781 nt
Organism: Sesamum indicum (sesame)
Lineage: Eukaryota; Viridiplantae; Streptophyta; Magnoliopsida; Lamiales; Pedaliaceae
Product: GAG1At protein
Source: RefSeq, a predicted model, not a curated record